GGGGUGUGUGUGUGAUGGAGGGGCGGGGGGGCGGAGCCGCUCGGACAUGAGUAAAUGACGUCAGCUCCCAGGUCGCCGAGCAGUGAAACAAACAUGGCGACAGAAUGGAGCGGGCAGCAGGGUUACAUUCUCACCGUCAUUAUCUUCUUGUGGAGCGCCGUCGGCGGCCGGACAGAGACGGCGGCGGCGGCGGCGUCCGGCGCGGGCCGCGGCGGGAGCCAGGUGCUCGGCAUGCGGCUAGAGAGGAGCGACAAGCCGGCAACCACCACUGACGACGGUGUCCUCCAGGUGACUGAGGAGAGCUCCGUGCAGCUCCGGUUCUACGGGGUGCAGCUCAACUCGGGCGCCUGGACGCAAAUCCGCUUCACGGAGCUCACGGACGGCGGCGGAGGUGCGGACGAAGAGGUGGAGGAAGAGGAGGAGGCGGUGGCGGCGGCGAGGAGCGGCAGCGGCAUGAUGGACGCGCCGGACAGGACUUGUGCUGAUUUCACGAAGGACAUCAGCGUCGGGACCUUCAUGAACGUCAGCAGCCGGGGGACGUCAGGGCUUCUUACGGUCCAUAUUAAGCCGCUGCGCAAAAGCGAGCUGCAGAAGGAGUAUGCCCUGUGCACCCGGAGCCCGGAUGGGAGCAGGUGGGUGCUGCUGGGGGACAGUGAUGGCAGGAUGCUGGUGGUGGAGGAAAAGAAGUCUCUGCUGCCCAUGUGGUUGCAGGUCAUCCUCAUCUCCUGCCUGCUGGUGCUCUCCGGGAUGUUCAGCGGGUUGAACUUGGGGUUGAUGGCGCUGGACCCCAUGGAGCUGCGCAUCGUGGAGAGCUGUGGCACCGACAAGGAAAAGAAAUACGCACGAAAGAUCGAGCCUAUCCGCAGCAAAGGGAACUACCUGCUGUGCUCCUUGCUGUUGGGAAACGUCCUGGUGAACACCACCCUCACUAUACUCCUCGAUGACCUCAUCGGGUCAGGUUUGGGCGCCGUGGUGGCCUCCACAGUUGGGAUUGUCAUCUUUGGGGAGAUCGUCCCCCAGGCGCUGUGUUCCCGCCACGGGCUGGCUGUAGGAGCCAACACCAUCGGGGUGACCAAGUUCUUCAUGUUCCUAACCUUCCCGCUGUCCUUCCCCGUCAGCAAGCUGCUGGACGUGCUGCUGGGCCAGGAGAUCGGCACCGUGUACAACAGGGAGAAGCUGGUGGAGAUGCUGAAGGUGACGGAGCCCUACAACGACCUGGUGAAAGAGGAGAUGAACAUGAUCCAGGGCGCGCUGGAGCUGCGGACCAAAACUGUAGAGGAUGUGAUGACACCUUUAGGAAACUGCUUCAUGAUCCAGGCCGACGCCGUGCUGGAUUUCAACACCAUGUCUGAGAUCAUGGAGAGCGGAUACACACGUAUACCUGUGUAUGAUGACGAGAGGUCCAACAUCGUGGACAUCCUGUACGUCAAGGACCUGGCCUUUGUGGAUCCGGACGACUGCACCACCCUGAAGACCAUCACCAAGUUCUACAACCACCCAGUGCACUUUGUGUUUCACGACACCAAGCUGGAUGCCAUGCUGGAGGAGUUCAAGAAAGGUAAAUCCCACCUGGCCAUCGUCCAGAAAGUGAACGACGAGGGGGAGGGAGAUCCUUUCUACGAGGUGCUGGGAUUGGUCACCUUGGAGGACGUCAUCGAGGAGAUUAUCAAAUCAGAGAUCCUGGAUGAAUCUGAUCUUUACACUGACAACAGAAACAGGAAAAAAGUGGACCCCAAUAAAAGCAAACGCGACUUCUCCGCCUUCAAGCACGACGCCGACAGUAAGGUGAAGAUCUCUCCUCAGCUCAUGCUGGCAGCUCAUCGUUUCCUGGCCACAGAGGUGAGUCUGUUCAGCCCGUUCCAGAUCACAGAGAAGGUUUUACUGAGGAUCCUCAGACACCCAGACGUCAUCCAGGAAGUCAAGUUCAACGAAAAUGACAAACGCUCGCCGCAGCACUUCCUGUACCAGAGAGGCAAACCUGUGGACUACUUCAUACUCAUUCUGCAGGGCCGAGUGGAGGUGGAAGCCGGAAACGAAAACAUGAAAUUUGAAACCGGCCCGUUCUCCUACUAUGGCGUCAUGGCUCUAAGUACACCAUCACUGGAGUUCCGUUCUCCGUCUCACGGGGGCAACCUCAACCGCUCGGCGUCCCUGAGCUGCACUGAGCGCGCUCCGGAAAGCGGCUCCGUCGGCGGCAGCAACACUCAGAUCCCAGGAACCCCCUUCCAGUACAUACCAGACUUCUGCGUACGUGCUCUGACAGACCUGCAGUUUGUCAAGGUCACUCGUUCCCAGUACCAGAACGGUCUCCUGGCGUCCAGGCUGGACAGCACGCCGCAGUCUCCAGACGGCAGUCACGUUCGCUUGGACAUGUCUGUCUCUUUGCCUCCCGUGACGCCGCCGGGGACUCGCACUCCGCUGCCCCUGGCCACGCCUCCCGUAAAGCACCCGUCGUCUAAAGCUCAGCCGACGCCGCCGGGCAGCCGCACCGCUCUGCCCCAAACCACCACCACCACCACCACCUCCUCCUCCUCCUCCUCCUCCAGCCGCAGGCCGAGCCAGGCUUUGCCUCAGGCCUCUCCUCCUCCGAACAACCACACCCCCCUCUCACAAAGCCCUCCGUCCUCCUUGAGUACAGCGACGUGCGCCUCUAACCCCCACCCGACUCUGUCCUCCUCCCUCUCCUCCAAAUCCCAGCAUUCCUCGCCCUCUGCCGGCUCCGAGAAGGGGUCGGGAGAGGCCGCCGCUCUGCUCAGUGAGCAGCAGAACUGUGUGGGCCCCCGUAGGCCCAGCCACACCCAGGCACACCCCCACCCCCACCCACACGUUCAAACCAUCAGUCACGCACGCACUGAAAGCACCAUCUAACUAAAACUAAACUACCUGUGCGCUCACUUACAUAACACAUACUCGCGCUACGUCCUGUUCAUCGACUGUAUAUAAAUAUGGACGCCAUGACAACGCUCAGAAAGUGAAGCCAAAACAUCUGGAUCGCCCCCUAGUGGC
Molecule: messenger RNA, 3006 nt
Organism: Thunnus maccoyii (southern bluefin tuna)
Lineage: Eukaryota; Metazoa; Chordata; Actinopteri; Scombriformes; Scombridae
Product: metal transporter CNNM4
Exons: 7
Coding region: 55-2868 (937 amino acids)
Biological process (GO): magnesium ion transport; magnesium ion homeostasis
Cellular component (GO): plasma membrane
Molecular function (GO): sodium ion transmembrane transporter activity; magnesium ion transmembrane transporter activity
Source: RefSeq, a predicted model, not a curated record